CUAUGUUCAAGAGUUAGUAACUUGCUUCUAAUCAAACUCAGUCUUAACCAAUUGAAGAAGGAAUAUAUAAGCUGAGCGACAAUGGAAGGUGGCCAAAAGGGAAUGAACCCGUUGUUUGUGGAGAUGGGGGUUGGCUAUGAUCUUGAUGGGCAGGACAUAACAGCUGCUGCUAUGAGGGCAUGCAAAGAUGCAAUAGCUACUAAUUCAAUUCCAGCUUUCCAAAAGGGUAGCAUCCCUGGUGUUACAUCUGAUAACAUGAAAGUACAUGUGAAACUUGGGGUGCCUCAUCCUCUCCAACAAGGCUUGGAUAAGGACAGAAUUAAGACUGUGUUUCCAUAUGGACAAGUUACGGGGUUUGAAGUAGUGGAUGGUGGAAUGGUGUGCUCAACUGAGGAAACGGUUGACAGGAACGAUGACUGUUACAUUGUCAAUGCUGCUGUCUAUGUUGGUUAUUAAGAAUUUGGUUCCUCUCAGUUCCCUGUGGUUGGAAUAUGGAGCUUCAGAUGCAUAAGUAGUAAAGCCAUCAUGGUGUGUAUGUGGACUUUUACUAUGUACUUAAUUGUAAGGUGUGCUGUAAUAAUUGAUUAGUGCUAUUGUUGGUUAUGGUUAAAGCUUAAAACUUUAGAAGUUGAGUGGUUGUAAUAAUAAUGUUUAAGUAAAAUAAUAAUAGCAAUAAAAUUGUUGGACAUCUUGAAUGGUAUAA
Arachis duranensis is the source of this 703-nucleotide messenger RNA. RefSeq lists its product as uncharacterized. The record is from RefSeq and is a predicted model, not a curated record. The transcript has 5 exons. Bases 82 to 456 code for a protein of 124 amino acids. NCBI's taxonomy places the organism in Eukaryota, Viridiplantae, Streptophyta, Magnoliopsida, Fabales, Fabaceae.